UGGUAUUGAUAAAGUUACAGUGUAUCUGAGCGCUGGGUUCUCUGUAGAGCUCUUUAAACAGGUAGAAUGGGUCGCAAGGUGACGUUAGCCACGUGCUCUCUGAAUCAGUGGGCUCUGGAUUUUGAUGGGAAUCUGAGGAGAAUUCUGAACAGUAUUGAAAUAGCCAAAGCCAAUGGAGCCAAAUACAGACUGGGACCAGAACUGGAAAUCUGUGGAUAUGGAUGUGCUGAUCACUUCUAUGAAUCAGACACUCUUCUCCACUGCUUCCAAGUCCUCAAAGAGCUGCUGGAGUCUCCGCUGACCCAGGACAUUAUCUGCGAUGUUGGCAUGCCUGUUAUGCAUCACAACGUUCGCUAUAACUGCAGAGUCCUUUUUCUCAACAAAAAGAUUUUACUGAUCCGUCCAAAAAUGCUGCUGGCUAAUCACGGCAACAACCGGGAAUUCCGCUGGUUUUCACCUUGGAGUCAGCCCAGACAUGUUGAGGAAUAUUUUUUGCCCAGGAUGAUCCAGGACGUGACGGGGCAGGUGACGGUGCCAUUCGGAGAUGCAGUUCUCUCCACUAAGGACACCUGUAUAGGGAGUGAGAUCUGUGCUGAGCUGUGGAAUCCCAGAAGUCCUCAUGUUGACAUGGGCUUGGAUGGUGUUGAGAUCUUUACCAACUCCUCUGCCAGCUACCACGAGCUCCGCAAGGCUGACCACAGAGUCAACUUGGUGAAAUCAGCCACUACAAAGAGUGGAGGAAUCUACCUGUUUGCUAAUCAGAAAGGGUGUGAUGGGGACCGGCUGUAUUAUGACGGCUGCUCUAUGAUUGCCAUAAAUGGAGACAUUGUGGCUCAGGGUGUGCAGUUCUCUCUGGAUGAUGUGGAGGUUGUUACAGCAACUCUGGACCUGGAGGAUGUGCGCAGCUAUCGUGGAGAGAGAUGCCACCCGCACAUGGAGUAUGAACACAAACCAUACCACAGGAUUAAGGUGGAUUUCUCCUUGUCUGACUGCAAAGACAUCUUCUUGCCCACCCACCAGCCUGUGGACUGGGUCUUUCACUCCCCCGAGGAAGAGAUCAGUCUUGGUCCUGCAUGCUGGUUAUGGGACUAUUUGAGGAGGAGUGGUCAGGCCGGCUUUCUUCUUCCUCUCAGUGGUGGAGUAGACAGCUCCUCUUCAGCCUGCAUCGUCUACUCCAUGUGUGUGCUGGUCUGUCAGGCAGUCAAAGAUGGCAAUGUGCAGGUGUUGGAAGAUGUUUGGCGGCUGGUCAGCGAUUCAUCAUACAGGCCAGAAGACCCACGGGAGCUGUGUGGUCGGCUCUUCACCACCUGCUACAUGGCCAGUGAGAACUCCUCUGAGGACACUCGCAACCGAGCUAAAGAGCUAGCGGCUCAGAUUGGCAGCAAUCAUCUAAACAUCAACAUUGACAUGGCAGUAAAAGGCAUUCUGGGAAUCUUCUCAGUGGUGAUGGGGAAGCUGCCUAAUUUCCGAGUAAAUGGAGGGAGCAACAGGGAGAACCUGGCUCUGCAGAAUGUACAGGCCCGGGUCAGGAUGAUUCUGGCCUAUCUCUUCGCUCAACUCUGCCUUUGGGCUCAAGGGAAGCCUGGAGGUCUGCUGGUCCUCGGAUCAGCUAAUGUAGAUGAAAGCUUGACUGGCUACUUCACGAAGUAUGAUUGCUCCAGCGCUGAUAUAAACCCUAUAGGAGGAGUUAGCAAGAUGGACCUGAAGCGAUUCCUGCAGUACUGCACAGACCACUUUCAGCUCACUGCUCUUAAGAGCAUUCUGGUGGCUCCUCCCACUGCAGAGCUGGAACCCCUGACUGAGGGACAGGUGUCUCAGACUGACGAGGCUGAUAUGGGGAUGACCUAUUCUGAGCUGUCUGUUAUUGGCAAGCUCAGGAAGAUUUCCAAGUGUGGCCCGUACAGCAUGUUCUGCAAGCUCAUCCACUCAUGGAGAGAGACCUGCUCCCCUACACAGGUGGCUGCCAAAGUGAAGCACUUCUUCAGGAUGUACUCAGUCAACAGGCACAAGAUGACCACAGUGACUCCGUCCUACCAUGCUGAAAGCUACGGCCCUGACGACAACCGCUUUGACCUCCGUCCCUUUCUCUACAACACUCGCUGGUCCUGGCAGUUUGGCUGCAUCGACCAAGAGGUUUCCAUGAUGGAGGCUGGAUAUGCAGAAUACAUCUAAUGACUGUUUUUGCUGUUCUGCUUGGAGGUCAUUGUGUCAAAAUUCAUCAUACCAAAUAUCACGGUUAACUGUAACAUGCUGCAGCAUGUUUAUUCUCAAUAAUGUAAUUUUUCACACAGAAUUUUAUAAAUGCUUUCUACUGUUUUUUCUCUUUCUUGUUUCAUUAUAAAUAAAACAGUACUGUAGUUUUA
Molecule: messenger RNA, 2363 nt
Organism: Astyanax mexicanus (Mexican tetra)
Lineage: Eukaryota; Metazoa; Chordata; Actinopteri; Characiformes; Acestrorhamphidae
Gene: nadsyn1
Product: NAD synthetase 1
Exons: 21
Coding region: 67-2172 (701 amino acids)
Biological process (GO): NAD+ biosynthetic process
Cellular component (GO): cytoplasm
Molecular function (GO): NAD+ synthase (glutamine-hydrolyzing) activity; ATP binding; glutaminase activity
Source: RefSeq, a predicted model, not a curated record